This is a messenger RNA of Vitis riparia (riverbank grape), 1836 nucleotides long. RefSeq lists its product as uncharacterized. The transcript has 2 exons. The record is from RefSeq and is a predicted model, not a curated record. The coding region runs from base 911 to 1561 and encodes 216 amino acids. NCBI's taxonomy places the organism in Eukaryota, Viridiplantae, Streptophyta, Magnoliopsida, Vitales, Vitaceae.
UUUCAGCCCCUGCUUUAUUAUUAAGAUGAGUCACUCACCUGUUGCUGAUUAUUUUUCUAAAAUUUGAUUAUGCCUUAUAACCUUGAAAAAUUUUCUGUUGUUCCAAGCAAAAAAGAAUUCACCAGUGGUCUUUGAAAAAGGAAUUUUCUACCUGUGUUUGGAUCUUUUUUUUUUUUUUUUUUUGAUAGGUCUACCUGUGUUUGGAUCUAAGUGACCACUUUAUCUUAACUGGAUGAAGGAAUGGUUGAGAUAAUUUCCUUAUGUUAUUGAGAGAAUCAAGGAGUAAAUAUACAAGAAUAAGAUCCUUUCACGUUACAGAGAAAUAUGAUAAAGAAAAACAUAUAGCAUUAACCUUAAAACUAUCAAUUCAACUUGCAGUGAGUGCUGCCCAACCUCUGUCAAUAGCAGAAAUGUUAUUUACUGUGAUUGGUGAGAUGAUAUAUUGGUUCUUUUUGUGGCUGAUAACCAGAACUUAAGAGCAAGAAAGAGGGUGGGGGUAAGAGUGACAAUUGAAAUAGUAACUUAGAUCUCAGUGUUUGUAUAUAACUGCAUAUUUUAUACGUAUAUAACUCAUAAUUCUUUAAAAUGUAGAAUGGAGUCAAUGACUAAAAGUGAACUGUGUUUUUCCAACUUUUUUGCCUAUCCCCAAGUCCAUGAAACCUUGAAGAACAUUUUGAAGGGACCAACUUUCCUGGACUGAGCAGCCAUGUAGUGUUUUCAUGGCUGUGAAAGGAGGAACGUGCUGGUUUGCAGUGGACUCCAAGUCUUUUGGACCUUUCUGUAGAGGUGGUGAUAGGGGAAAAGCUGAGAGGUGUUAUUGAGGAAAGAGGCAUAGGUUUCUCUGCCUGGAUUAGGUUUGAAGAUCUGAUCUUAUGUUGCUUGUUGGAAGGGGUGGAAACUUGCUACAGAGAUGAAGAUUUGGUUAGGUGGAAGGAAGUUUAAGUUAGAACGACGUUUGAAUAAGUCGGGGAGGUUUUUGUUUUGCCCUAUUGUGGCUGAAGGGGCGAAGAGAUCUUCAUUGAUCUUCCUUGAAGGGAGGGAUCUACACAGGGGAUGGUUUGUAUUGGCGGAGAAGCUUUGUCAUCUAGGAGUUGUCCCCUCAACAGAAGUUAGGAAAGUGGUCUCCCUUGCAAAGGUAAGGAGUACGCCAAGGGAGUUGACAGAAGAUGGGACAUUUGCAGAUGCGGUUAGGAAGGAUUUGGGUGUGGUCAGAGAAUCAGUUUGGCUUCAGCUUGGGGAGAGUGAGGUGCAAUUUAGGGAGGAGCAAUUAAGUCAGUACUUGGUCUGGUGGUUUGGUAAGGUCUCAGUCCCGUUACCAAAGUUAACUUCGGUGGAAAAACUUGUGACGAAUCUGUGGUCUUUUGCAAAGGGGGAAGGGGUGAAGAUUUCAGGUUUUAGGGUAGCCUUGCUUCUUUUUUAUUUUGAAGUUAGUUUUGAGGCGGAGUUGGUGCUUGCAAGAGGUUCAAGAAGGCUUAGGGAGAGAGUUUUGCAUCUGAUGAGAUGGACGCCCGAGGUUGGUUGCUUGCGACAAGGCGGGGGUUUGCUAUGUAAGUGUGGGUAAGGGUUUUGGGUCUCCCUUUGCAUCUGUGGAGUGAGGGGGUGUUUAAAAAAUUAGGUGAUUGUUGCGAUGGUUUUGCUGUUGUGGACGAAAAUACAUCUCUUCUGUAUAAUUUGUAGUGGGCUAGAAUCUUGUUAAAAUCUAAUAGGAGCGUCUUACCCAGUUGGUUGCAAGUGGUUGUGGGUCUCUCCAGUUUUUCUAUUUAGUCAUGGUGGGAAGCUCCACCCAGGUUUUCGUUUGCAAUCCCGCAAAGAAGCGGUGAGCCUUGCAUGUUGAAG